Cercopithifilaria johnstoni is the source of this 402-nucleotide messenger RNA. Lineage: Eukaryota; Metazoa; Nematoda; Chromadorea; Rhabditida; Onchocercidae. The record is from the annotation of a GenBank genome assembly.
AUGUCUAUAACACUAUCUUAUAACACGAGGGGACAAUUCCAAAUGCACGGUGACGAGAAAACGGAUCGUCGUCAAGUGGAUGGCAUUUAUCCCGAUAUGAAUUAUAUUUUCUUCAAAGGUGUACCGAAAAUGAUUCAGGUAGUAGAUGAUAUGCAUCGGACGAGUGAUUACAUAACGGAUCUACGCAAUAUGACCAUUGGAUUUGCAUGUUUAUCAUUUAUGGGAGCACUGAUAUUUCUUUUGCGACAAACGCGAAAACGCAGCGGUACUAAUAGGCACGAAAGAAUGAUUAUGGCCAACUAUCUUGAGGACCAAGAGAAGUCAACACAGCCGUGUAGUGGUGCUUGUAGAAAAUGUUCCGAAUCUUGGCAUGGUACAACAAUGAAAACCUCGGGAUUCUAG